AUGACAGUUUCAUCGAGUGACUGGUCAUUGAACAUGGCAUCGGGCGGAAAGCCGGUGUCUUUACCAUAUUCGUCAGCAUCAGCAUCAGUAUUCUCGCAAGAUGGCCGCUACGAUAUAGUAAUCUUAUCAUACCAAGUAAGAGUUUACUUUGUUUCAACCCGCCAAUGUAUCAGAACAAUAGAUAUAGACUUGAGUGAUGUGACAGAUGUCAAGUUAGAUGUUUUAAAUAGCAGUCACAUUGUUCUUUUCAAAAGUUCAGGUGAAAUUAUUACACUCAACUGGAAAGACAAGAUAAACCAACCAAUAGUUUCCACCAGUAAUAUUGAGACGGAAUGGCCAAUAUUAUCGGUAGCAGCAAUUAGAGGUGAUGCAUACUAUGUUAUAAUUGGAAAAAAGGACAAAAAAGCUAGCGCAUCUCCACAUACUAGGUAUGUUGUCAGAAUCUCCAGAGACCAAUUAAGUGUCAUGAAUCUAGCUGAAAUUAAUAACGUUACGAAGUACGCUAUUUCGCCAGAUAGUCAUAAAUUAGCAUUUUUAACUAGCAACAAUGAUACAAUCGUUGUGGAUUUGUCCAAACAAGACCAGAAUGAUGAGGAAGAGACAGACUAUACAGAGUUAUCCCAAGAAACCAUCCCAUUCAUAUAUAAGUCACCUGUAACUUCGUUAGCAGUUUCAAAUGACUCUGUGGUUGCGGUUGGUACUUCUGCAGGAGCUAUUCAGCUUUUGUAUGGUGGAUUAACAUCAGAUAAGCCUCAGGGUUUAUUGAAAUGGCAUAUAGAUCAAGUCAGAGCCUUACAGUUUACUCCCGACAAUAAUUAUUUAUUGUCUGGUGGUAUGGAGAAGGUGUUAGUUUUCUGGCAAUUAGAAACAGGUAAAACUCAAUUUUUACCUAGAUUAAAUGGCAGUAUAGAAAGAAUUUCCCUUGAUAAUAAUAAAAAUGAUUAUUAUUCCUUGAUGUUAAAGGUUUCAUCUAGUGGAUCCGAUGUGGCUAAUGACGAAGAUACAUAUGAAAUUUUGGUUUUAUCGGCGGUGGAUUUGGUAUCUAGAUUAUCGAUUAACAGUAUCAGGCCUAAAUUAGCCAAUAAUAUCAAACAAACAUUAUUGAAAACAAAGAAGAAAUUUGCUAAGUCUGAAACUACAUUUGACAAAUCAAAGCUUAAGCACGACUAUACAUCUAUUUUUGAAAUUCAUCCAAAAACAAAGAAUUUGUAUUUCCCUAAUGAAGCUGUCAUCCAAGCUUAUGAUUUGAUUAAAAAUGAACAAAGUUUUGUUCAGACUGCUGCUCCAUUAUUGUCAACAGGUAAAGUUAGAUCUGAGAAUAAGUUAUUAGAUCCAACUAUCUCAUUAUUAUCAUUCACCCAAGAUGGUCAAUGGAUGUGCACCUUUGACAGUAUUUCUACAUCAGAAGUUGACAACUUAUUGUCUAAAAACGAUAAACAAUAUGCUUUAAAGUUCUGGAAGUUUAUUGAGUCAUCCCCAUCUAAAAAUGAUACAAACUCAACGAAUAGUGUAAAUAAUAAACAAGGUUAUUGGGAAUUAUCGACAAAGAUUAUUGAUCCUCAUGGCAACUCUAAUCCAAUAUUAUCAUUAACUCCAGCUCCAUUAUCAUACCAUCAUGGUUUGGCAUUUUUAACUGCUGAUAACAAAGGUGGUUUAAGAAUAUGGAGACCUCGUAUUCCAAAAGAGAUUUAUCAAACUGUUAAGCAGGGAAAUAAUAAAUUACAACAGACUGCUUGGACUUUGAGGAAAUCCAAACCAUGUGGUGCUUUAGUAUCUGAUGCUAUUGAUACAUGUUGGUCAGAUGAUGGAUCGGUUAUUAUAUUAGGACAUGAAUGUUCAAUAACUACUUUUAACACGCAGACAUUUGAAGAAAUUCCUAAUGAUUCCUUCAGAGUACCGGCUCUUUCGGGCUCUAGAAUCAGAUCAUUAUCGAUUUUAGAUGAUUAUUUGAUUGUUUUGUCAAAGACCAGAAUUACAUCGUUCAACUUAUUGUCAGGCGAAUCGACAGACUUAGUUGCAAAUGUCAAUACUACAAUUGGCGGGAAGAAUUUAAUUGCAAUUGACCCAGUCAAGAAGUUAAUUUGCUUGGGAGUUAAUUACUAUAGUAAUAAUGCGGAUAACUUUGGAAUUAAAUCAAAAAUUUUAGUUUUCAAACCGGAUGAGUUGACACCAGUACACGUUAGUCACCAUAAUCAAGGUAUUUCAUCUAUUCGUCAAUUUCACUCAUCAUUCAUUUUUGUUGAUUUAGAUUCAAGAAUUGGAAUAAUCUCGUCCACUAACGACACUUUUGAAUCAUCUACUGAGUCGGUUCCAGAAUCUGAUUUAGCUAACGAUAUGAACAACAUGUUGCUCAAUGCUCAAGCAGCAGCAGAUGUUAUGACUAAUCGUAAUGUUUCUUUCGGCAAGGCAAAUGGUAAGCAAUUAUCAGACGAUUUGGAGACCGAUGACAGUGUGCAGAUUAAUAGAGUGAUAGACGUAAACACGUUCCAGCCAAUGUUUGAGAACUUAGAAGGUGCUCAAAUUGACACAUUGUUUGAACGUAUUAUGAAGAUUAUUAAGUAA
Messenger RNA from Debaryomyces hansenii CBS767, 2562 nucleotides. RefSeq names its product Nan1p (gene NAN1). Bases 1 to 2562 code for a protein of 853 amino acids. Gene Ontology annotation, biological process: positive regulation of transcription by RNA polymerase I; positive regulation of rRNA processing. The record is from RefSeq and is a predicted model, not a curated record. The transcript has a single exon. NCBI's taxonomy places the organism in Eukaryota, Fungi, Ascomycota, Pichiomycetes, Serinales, Debaryomycetaceae. Gene Ontology annotation, molecular function: RNA binding; protein binding. Gene Ontology annotation, cellular component: nucleolus.